AUGGAGCAUAUAUACCCGAUAAUGCCAAUCAUAUAUAUCUCCACUCUGCGCGCUUCCAUCACUCGACCACUCGAAACACCCGAGAAGAAUCUGUUAUACUCUCUUUGUGCUCUUACUUCUAUGCAUAUGUCUGGAAAAAGUAUUGUUGCACCUGGACCUCCUUCGUGGGAAGCAGCUGGCCGGUUUUUUCUCGACGAGUGCAUUUCAGUUCGACAGUCUUAUGAUUUCGUCGAGGAUAAAUCCUUGGGGGCUGUCAUUUCUUCAUUUUUUGUAUCAACGGCUUUCUUCGAACUUAACCAAUCUCGCAAAUCUUGGUAUUAUCUUAGAGAAGCAUUGACGAUGGGUCAGGACCUGGGUCUGCAUGACGAAAAAACCUACAUUGGUUUGUCUCCUGCAGAGUCGCUUUGUCGGAGAAGGACAUUCUGGAUUUUAUAUGUCACUGAAAGGUAAUGAAGAAAGCUCUAUAUGUGCCAGAAGUCUCUAACAAGUCCUAGAUCAUUUGCGAUUUUACGCCAUAAGCCCCUCACUCUUCAAAAGACACCCGAUUUUCCAACCACCCUCCAUGAGUAUGAAGCACCGGAGAUCCACUCGGGUUUCAUGCAUCUGGUACAUUCCUACCAUCUUCUAGAUUGUUCGUUCGUAGAUUCUUGGAACGAAGCGUCUGCAAAGCCUGGCUGCGAAACAACCUACACUGACCUGCAGAGGCAGCUUAACCUUCCACAUCCGGCACAUAUAUCUUUGACCGACAUCCAGAAGGCCGACAUCCUUGUAACGAAACAAUGGCUUCGAUUGAUAGUAUGGCAAUCUUCAAUGAGACAAGGCCUUCUUUCCUCGAAUGCCGAGGAGGAGAGUAUGACUUUCCGUUACCCGCUGAAGAUCGCGCAUUCUCUCCUAGACGUCAUAUCAUCACUUCCUACAAAAAGCAUCGAAGUUCACGGAAUGGGAAUCUUCGAGAAAAUAUUCGAGAUUGGCAAUACGAUGGUAGAUGUUAUGCAAGCCUGUGGAAUGAAUAUUACGAGUAGCAACUAUGGUGUUACGCAGGAUCCACUUUCAAUUUUUGUUAAAACGCUCAGCCAAUCCCCCAACUCUCAAAGACAGUACGCUAGCCUCCUUCUCGCUAAAGCAGCCGAAAAGCCGGAAAUUCAAAGAUUUUCACAACCCUUGACAGCUCCUCUUCCGGACCCCGGAAUUAUACCACAAUCCCACGAUGGGCUUCCCGACCCGAGUCUUGAGCCGCAGCCUCCUCCAGUACCGCAGUGGCGUGGUAGUAUAGUUGGCGAGAUUGCUGAUGAAGGGGGUUAUGAGGGUGCUCCGCGAAGUAAUGUGGCGUGGAAUGAGAAUUCUAAUUGGGUCCCUGACCCCAAUGAAAAUGUGGAAAUUCCGGAAAAUCCAAUUGUUUUUAAGAUGGAAUGACAUGAUAUAUGCCCCUGUCUCUCGCAUUUAUUUCCUUUUAGAUACCAUUCAUAUCUUACACUCUGUCGUUAUUAUUUCCUAGAGUCGUUCAUGGGGCUUCUGCGUUUUUGUAACAUUACUUUCUUGCUAAUGAUUCAGUUUUGCAUUUUUGCGGAGUCUUACUGUAUCGAUCACGAUCAUGAUCAAUGGCAAUAUUCAUUAUCUCAAAGCUUGAGUUCCCAAAGCUUCAACUCCACAUGCUAUAAUGGUUAUGAGGUUCUGGUCGCCAAGCUCUUGCCGCGCUUCUCCGGUUCCAUUCCUUAUGUCAUGUGCAAACUUUCGUCGACAAGCAUGAUAGUUCAUAUAAGGAAAUUUUAGUAGCAUGGAGG
This is a messenger RNA of Hymenoscyphus albidus, 1781 nucleotides long. The record is from the annotation of a GenBank genome assembly. NCBI's taxonomy places the organism in Eukaryota, Fungi, Ascomycota, Leotiomycetes, Helotiales, Helotiaceae.